Molecule: messenger RNA, 222 nt
Organism: Cylicostephanus goldi
Lineage: Eukaryota; Metazoa; Nematoda; Chromadorea; Rhabditida; Strongylidae
Source: the annotation of a GenBank genome assembly
AUGUCGGCAAGUUUUCCCGUGCCUGCUCCUGGGCCGUUCAAUGCACAAUCACCUGCCUUCCCUCAAGGAGGUUUUGCUUUUCCCUCUGAAGCGUAUCAGCAGGGUUUCAACGCAAAUCCGUAUCCAACGGCCAAUGGUUCACACCCUACCAAUCCAAUGUUUGAUCCCAAGCAAAUGAACGGUAAACUUGCAUUGUCACCCUCUGCCGUGAUCAGUGCUUGA